CGUAUAUUAGUAAUUACAAGGAACAAGAAGAAGAUGGUAAAAUUACUAAAAUACAUAAUCAUCAUCAUGUAGAUCAUAAACAAUCAAAUUGUGCUUAAACUGAAUUAUUAUGGACAACAUGGAAGACAGUGGAUUUGACAGUGAUCACAAAUCGAAUCAAACAGAUGCACCUGACAGUCCCUUGAAUGGCACAGCAAAUGGACUUGGUACACCAAAGAAAAAUUCAAGCACAUACAAGAAAUCUUUUGACUUACAAAGAAAAAUAGAUAAACACAAAGAAAAAGCUGCCAAACGAGCUGUAACAGUCCAACCACAGAGAUUAAUACUGUCCAGAAAUAGAUUAGCUGUUCCUCAGAAAAAUGACAUAAAACCAAUGAAUGAAGAUAAUCAGCCUCUUGUAGCAAUCAUGACAGAUGACAGUGAUGAUGACUUUGAAUUACCUGUGAUAUCCAAAGCUGCUCAAAAGGAGAUAACCCAGCAAUUAAUCAAGGAUGGCUAUAACCUUGACCUUGAACCAGAUGAUGAAGACCUUGACCUCAUUCCGCCAAGGCCAGUCAGUGAACGAUGUACUUGUUGUAAUUACUAUACAGGGUAUUGUGCUAUCCAAUAAUGCCAUAUGGUGCUGUAGGAAAAAGAUGGAACUGUACUGAAUGCUAUGUGUAAGAUAAGCUGUGAGUUGAUUUAGGCACUACAGAUGAUGGUAUAAAUGUACAUCUUGCAUCAUUUUCUUAAGAAUUAUCACAAACAUUUUUCUUUCAUUUUAAUUAAUAUACAUAUAUAAGAGAUUAAUUGUAGGUAAAAUUAUUUUAUUAAAGUUUUAAAAAUCAAUUUAAAUUUUUUGAUAAUACUGAACUACU
This is a messenger RNA of Saccostrea cuccullata (small rock oyster), 857 nucleotides long. RefSeq names its product protein FAM219A-like. The transcript is spliced from 5 exons. Lineage: Eukaryota; Metazoa; Mollusca; Bivalvia; Ostreida; Ostreidae. Bases 110 to 610 code for a protein of 166 amino acids. The record is from RefSeq and is a predicted model, not a curated record.